ACUGACGGGCGACUCGAGUUGAGCAGCGCAGCACAAGACGAGGUAUGUAUGUACAUACUGUUGGGCAACCGCCAUUCCUUUAGGUACCGAAGGAUAUUCAAGGCUGGAGAAGCUUAGCAGAAGCGCAAGCUGCCCGGCUCUUGGGGCCGCAGAUGUUUUGUUUGUCGCCGACAGGGCGAUAAAAUGCGAGAGAUCGACAGCGCAGUGCUAUUGUUCGUCCAAGGACAGUUUCGCUUGGUUCGGCUCCAGUCUGUUGGGUGUGCCGCGCAUGCCUCACAGCCCAAUGGGUUGCCUCACCUGGAGCCUGGUUUCACGUCACCUACCAACGACUGGCAACCGUGACACUUGUCCCCGAAGGGGGGCGGGGUGGGGAGCGGGAACAUCACAAGACCCUGAUCUUUCCGUCGCUCCACACCUCCACAACGGGCCUAUCAGGGUCAGCAGCCCUGCUCAGCCCUGCU
Messenger RNA from Thermothielavioides terrestris NRRL 8126, 461 nucleotides. RefSeq lists its product as uncharacterized. The coding region runs from base 184 to 342 and encodes 52 amino acids. The record is from RefSeq and is a predicted model, not a curated record. The transcript has a single exon. NCBI's taxonomy places the organism in Eukaryota, Fungi, Ascomycota, Sordariomycetes, Sordariales, Chaetomiaceae.